UCUCUAAUCCUUUCCUUCUUCUCUGUUUCUCUCUCUGAAUCUUCACUUCAUCCAUUUCCAAUACUUACUUGUAAAAACAACAUGGCUGUGGAUUCUGCACUCUCAUCCCCGCUGGGUCCACCUGCUUGCGAGAAGGAUGCUAAGGCGCUGCAAUUCAUCGAGGAAACCACUCGAAACGCCGAUGCCGUCCAGGAGAAGGUGUUGGCCGAGAUAUUGACUCGGAACGCCAACACUGAGUACCUGAAACGCUUCAAACUCGGCGGCGCCACCGAUCGCACCGCCUUCAAGUCCAAGCUGCCCGUCAUCACCUACGAGGACGUCCAGCCUGAAAUCCAGCGAAUUGCCAAUGGCGAUCGCUCUGCUAUCCUAUCUGCUCACCCAAUCUCCGAGUUCUUAACAAGCUCUGGAACUUCGGCUGGUGAAAGAAAACUCAUGCCUACAAUUAAGGAAGAGCAGGAUCGUCGGCAGCUUCUAUACAGCCUUCUCAUGCCAGUUAUGAACCUUUAUGUACCGGGUUUGGACAAAGGCAAGGGAUUAUACUUCUUGUUCGUCAAGUCCGAAACAAGGACUCCCGGUGGGCUCGUCGCCCGACCCGUUCUCACCAGCUACUACAAGAGUGACCAUUUCAAGACCCGACCCUUCGACCCCUACAAUGUCUACACCAGCCCCAAUGAAGCCAUCCUUUGCCCCGAUUCGUUCCAGAGCAUGUACACCCAGAUGCUCUGUGGCCUCAUAGAGCGCAACCAAGUCCUCCGUCUUGGAGCCGUCUUCGCCUCCGGUCUCCUCCGUGCAAUUCGGUUCCUGCAACUUCAUUGGUCUCAACUCUCCCACGACAUCCGAACGGGAACUUUGAACCCAAAAAUCACCGAUCCGGCCAUAAGAGAGUACAUGGCCACGGUGCUCAAACCCGACCAGGAAUUGGCCUGCUUUGUUUCCCAGGAAUGUUGCAAGGAAAAUUGGGAGGGGAUCAUCACAAGGAUUUGGCCAAACACGAAAUACCUAGACGUGAUCGUAACUGGCGCGAUGGCUCAGUAUAUCCCCACUCUCAAUUACUACGGCGGCGGCUUACCACUUGCUUGCACCAUGUACGCUUCGUCGGAGUGUUAUUUCGGACUCAAUCUCAACCCGAUGUGCAAGCCAUCUGAGGUCUCUUACACCAUAAUGCCAAACAUGGCCUACUUCGAAUUCAUGGAGCACGGAACCGGAGAAUCUCCUGCGAAACUCCUUGACCUUGUGGACGUCGAAGUUGGCAAAGAAUACGAACUCGUAAUCACAACCUAUGCCGGACUAUACAGGUACCGGGUGGGGGACAUUCUCCGGGUCACCGGGUUCCACAACUCCGCCCCGCAAUUCCACUUCGUAAGGAGGAAAAACGUGCUGCUCAGCAUUGACUCCGACAAGACCGAUGAGGCGGAGUUACAGAACGCCGUCGAGAACGCAUCCAGGCUGCUGGCGGAGUUCAACACCAGCGUGGUUGAAUACACAAGCUACGCCGACACGAAGACGAUACCGGGUCACUACGUGAUAUACUGGGAGCUCCUGAUGAAGGACCCGUCGAACCCGCCGAGCGAGGAGGUUCUGAACCGGUGCUGUUUGGAAAUGGAGGAAUCACUGAACUCGGUUUACAGACAGGGUCGGGUGGCGGAUAAUUCAAUCGGGCCUUUGGAAAUUCGGGUAGUACGAAACGGUACGUUUGAGGAACUGAUGGAUUACGCGAUCUCAAGAGGAGCGUCUAUCAACCAGUAUAAGGUGCCACGGUGUGUGAACUUCACUCCAAUCAUGGAGCUCUUAGAUUCGAGGGUGGUGUCGGCGCAUUUUAGCCCCUCCCUGCCACGUUGGACUCCAGAAAGGAGAAGGUGAUUUUUGGGAAGUGCAUGAGGAACAACACUGACCCAGUUUUAUUCGAUUUUAAUUUUUUUUUAUCAUAAAAGUCAAGGGUAGAUUUUUUUCCCCCAUUUUAAAAUAGGGCCUGUGGAAAGGUACAAGAUGAUGGGGUUAUGUAAGUUGGGUUCAAUUAACUUGUGACUUUUUCUAAUUAUGUGUAGUAGAGAGUGGAAUUGUUCAGUGUAUGAAAUGUUCCCUCCCUGUAAUGAUUAUGAAGGAAUGUAAUGGAACUCAAUAGUAGUUUCC
This is a messenger RNA of Neltuma alba, 2130 nucleotides long. Its product is annotated as probable indole-3-acetic acid-amido synthetase GH3.1. Gene Ontology annotation, molecular function: acid-amino acid ligase activity. The coding region runs from base 82 to 1860 and encodes 592 amino acids. The record is from RefSeq and is a predicted model, not a curated record. NCBI's taxonomy places the organism in Eukaryota, Viridiplantae, Streptophyta, Magnoliopsida, Fabales, Fabaceae. The transcript has 3 exons. Gene Ontology annotation, cellular component: cytoplasm.